AUGCCCCCCAAGAAGACCACCCGUCCCGCUCAGGAGAACAUCUCCUUGGGCCCCCAGGUUCGCGAGGGUGAACUUGUCUUCGGCGUCGCCCGUAUCUUCGCCUCCUUCAACGACACCUUCGUCCACGUCACCGAUCUUUCUGGCCGUGAGACCAUCUGCCGUGUUACUGGUGGUAUGAAGGUCAAGGCCGACCGUGACGAGUCCUCCCCCUACGCUGCCAUGUUGGCUGCCCAGGACGUCGCUGCCCGCUGCAAGGAGCUCGGCAUCACCGCUCUGCACAUCAAGAUCCGUGCCACCGGUGGUAACGGCACCAAGACCCCCGGUCCCGGUGCCCAGUCUGCUCUCCGUGCUCUGGCCCGUUCCGGCAUGAAGAUCGGCCGCAUUGAGGACGUUACCCCCACUCCCUCCGACUCUACCCGCAGAAAGGGUGGUCGCCGUGGUCGCCGUCUCUGA
Messenger RNA from Colletotrichum truncatum, 453 nucleotides. RefSeq names its product 40S ribosomal protein uS11. Gene Ontology annotation, cellular component: ribosome; cytosolic small ribosomal subunit. NCBI's taxonomy places the organism in Eukaryota, Fungi, Ascomycota, Sordariomycetes, Glomerellales, Glomerellaceae. Gene Ontology annotation, molecular function: structural constituent of ribosome. Gene Ontology annotation, biological process: translation; ribosomal small subunit assembly. The record is from RefSeq and is a predicted model, not a curated record.